Molecule: messenger RNA, 2197 nt
Organism: Mizuhopecten yessoensis (Yesso scallop)
Lineage: Eukaryota; Metazoa; Mollusca; Bivalvia; Pectinida; Pectinidae
Product: sialin-like
Exons: 11
Coding region: 83-1648 (521 amino acids)
Biological process (GO): monoatomic anion transport; transmembrane transport
Molecular function (GO): transmembrane transporter activity
Source: RefSeq, a predicted model, not a curated record
UGUAAGGACGAGAAAUCAUUGAACUUGCAGGAUGAGAGACAUAACGGUAUUGUGUUAGUAUACUGACAACAGAAAUGCAGGCAUGCCUUCUAUAAAUAGAACUGAUGAGACAAGUAAAUUAUUAAAGACAAGUACACAAUACAGGAGACGUGAUGUCCAACCACAUAAAGGAUAUGGCGCCCGACACACAUUCACGAUCCUGUCAUUUAUUGGAUAUUUCCAUCUAUAUGCCCUUCGUUUUAACCUCAGCGUUGCCAUAGUUGCCAUGGCAAACUACACAGAUACCAAAUCCGACCAAAAUUACACAGAAAGCGGUGUGUGCCCAGGACCGGCUCUAAACAGCUCAAAAACAACAACCAAUCAGGCUGUAAAAUUUGACUGGGAUGAGCGUACACAGGGACUUAUUCUCAGCUCAUUUUUCUACGGCUACGUUGCCACACAAAUACCGGGAGGAUACUUGGCUACAAAGUUUGGAGGGAAGCGAAUUUUUGGAUACGGCGUGUUGAUCACUGCCAUUCUGACCCUGGUAACUCCUGUUGUUGCAAGAGUUGGGACUUGGGCACUGAUUCUUAUUAGAAUUAUUGAAGGAUUGGCAGAGGGAAUGACCUUUCCAGCUAUUUCGGAAAUGCAAGGAAAAUGGACUCCAGAGAUGGAACGAACUACUUUACCUAUGAUUGCAAGUUCUGGUGCUGCUUUUGGUAAUGUUAUUGUUCUACCUGUCGCUGGGUACUUGUGCGACACUGACUUCCUUGGUGGAUGGCCCUCCGUUUUCUAUAUAUUUGGGGGAUCAGCGAUAAUUUGGUUCUUAUUUUGGCACUGUCUAAUAUUCGAAACACCGUCUGACCACACCCGGAUCUCAGCGGUGGAGAGAUUGUACAUAGAAAGUACUGCAUCGGUAAAGAGAGCAACGGCUUGUCAAACUCCAUGGAAAGCAAUUUUGACAUCAACUGCUAUGUGGGCUAUAAUUGUGACGAACUUCAUGCAGGCCUGGGGAAGCUACAUCACAAAUACGACACUGCCUACUUACAUGAAUAAAAUACAAAAGUUUGAUAUUACUAAAGAUGGAUUAUUGAUGGCCCUACCUAUGCUGAUGUCUAUGUUUACCAACAUAUUAGGGAGCUUGUUGGCGGAUUUCCUGCGAAGAAAGCGGUACCUCUCGACAGUCACUGUGCGUAAACUGUUCAACACUUUAGGUCUGGUGCCUGCUGCACUUUGUUUACCAUUUAUAUAUAUGGCCGGAUGUGAACAUGUUUAUGUUGUCGCUCUCAUCGUCGUUGGAAACGGAAUGUUAGGAUUUCUUGGGGCGGGGGUUACUGUAAACCUUUUUGACAUUGGAUAUAAUUAUUCAGGUAUAUUGAUGGGUUUAGCCAACUUUUCUUCAAAUCUUCCUGGAGUUAUGUCCCCUUAUUUUGUUGGACUACUUACUAAUAACAACGAAACAAUGAGUCGGUGGCAGACGAUAUUCUACGUGUCCAUGGGUGCUUAUAUAAUUGGGACCAUCGUAUUCUUGUUAUUUGCGAAAGGUAAAGAAGAGUCCUGGAACGUGCAACCGGAAGAAACAACGGAACCUUACAUCACAAUUCAGGAAUCUGCUGUGACAGACAAUAAUUUACCUAGAAUAAAAUAUGCCGACACAUACGGCUUUUAAAUUUUUAAAUUUCGACUCAGGAACCUUAGCAGAAUGUUUCGUGGAAUACAUUACCUUUCUUUACAAUAAGAAUUAUUUAUCAUUGACCUAGCGUGAUAUUGACGCAAUGCAGUACAAUCGGCUCCGGGUGAAUGCAAACCCAAACCGUCGGCAAAUUCUGGAAAAAAGUGAACAAAUACAGAAAACCCCAACCAAUUCAAGAAAAGGGAGCCAACACAGAUCACGCGCAAAACGAACGCAACCUGAAAUUCAGGAGCGGUUUAAAUGGAAGAUCUGAUGUUAAAAUAGCGACAGGGGACAGAAGAAAAAAACCCGAUGAGGAAUUGUCUCGAACUACAGAGUUUGGAAUGGAAUUGUGUAGUAGGACGCAAAAAUAGCUCAGUGAGACAGCCAGUGAUGCGUUUUUUAAGUGGUAAAUCAGUUUUACUUAUUCUGUAGAAACAUGUAAUGAUUGAAGAAGCAAACUAUUUAUUUCCUGAGAGUGACUCUCGAACAGCAAUGUCGAUAGAAACGUGAACAGAGUGAGAAACUGGAUGAUCAUUAUUUUGU